Molecule: messenger RNA, 796 nt
Organism: Rubroshorea leprosula
Lineage: Eukaryota; Viridiplantae; Streptophyta; Magnoliopsida; Malvales; Dipterocarpaceae
Source: the annotation of a GenBank genome assembly
AUAUUCCGGGGGUGGCUAUUUUUUGCAGAAUGUAAUUUUUUUUCCUUCUGAAUGGCCGGAGGAUGUAUUUGUUGUGAUGAAAGGUCAGUUGCUUGAAUACAGUAGGAUCCUUUACUUGGUGAAAGCUAUCGAUUUUUCAAGUAACAAUUUGUCAGGAGAGAUUCCUACAGAAAUGACUAAUCUGAAAGAUUUGCUAUCACUCAAUUUGUCCCACAAUUUUUUGACCGGAAGGAUCCCUGCAGGCAUGGGUAACAUGAGAAUGUUAGAAUCACUUGACCUCUCUGUAAAUGAAUUGUCUGGUCCAAUCCCUGAAAGCAUGUCAAGUUUGACGUUUCUGAGUUACCUGAACAUGUCUGAUAACCAACUGAGCCGGAAAAUUCCAACAAGUACACAGUUGCAGAGCUUCAAUGCAUCUAGCUAUGCUGGCAACAAACUUUGUGGCCUUCCACUAAUGGAUAAAUGCAGUGCAGUUGGUUCAGAACCUAGCGGCAUCCAAACUGUUGGUGGAAGAGGCGCUGGAGGUGCAGAUAUCACCGGUUUCUUGAUGAAAUGUGGUGGAAAAUCAGUGAUUUUCUAUGCAAAUACUGUUUCUAAAAGCUUCAUGCAUCUGUUUUGAGUGUAUUAUUUUCAUGAGUUUAAUUACAAAUAAUGCUCAUUUAUUGCUGGAAAAAAUUUAGAGGAAUGGUAACCCAGUUAUUGUUCAUUUCAAGAAUAUCAUUUCAGAUAAGAGUCAUGAAACUCUGGUUCUUAGUAUUAACAUCAACAUGCCCAUUUCAAAUAAAGAAAUAAAACAAUU